AGUAACAGUACAAUGUUAUGAAGGAUGACAAGGUUGUAUCCUCAAUAAUUUGAUGUUGAAAAUGUUAUGGAACGAAUACGAAGCAUCCAGCAAAAUCUCUGGCAAACAAAACUAUUCAUAAAUCAUGAAAAAGAAGCAAUUACCAAGCUUCAAGAUGAUAUCAAGGGGCCUACAAAUAAAGUGAACAAAUCUGCUUGGGUUAUCAACCAUAAGUGGCGUUCUCUUAGAACAAAGAAGGCAAAUCCAAAGGAACUGUGCGAUGUUGACAAGUAUAGUCAAUCACUUGAUAAGUCUCGUUUUUACGAUGCUCGAGAUAAGAUUGGUGCAGAGAGUGAAAAAUAUGCUGCAUUCUUAAAAUACCUACGAGAUAAGUCAAGUUUGGUAGCUGUUAUAUUUCUGACAGAAGGAACAAAAAGACGUCAGCCAGAAGAGCUUUCAGAACUUAUUCAUUCCCUGUUUUCUGCUUUAUUUGGCUUUGCUAUCCUGCCUGACGACGAGAAAAGGAUUGUAAGAGUGAUUGGAGAUAUUGCCAAGAUACUCAUUGCUGAAUAUCAGGGAGCUAUAUCUUCUUUCUUUCAUCAUCAGACAGCACUGUCAUUAUCAUUCAGGUUGUACAUAGAGUGGAGCUCCAAUACACGAGUGUACAUGGGCGAACUAAUGAGUGAUAUUGUGAUGAAUGUUAUGGCAGAACCAGAGUUUCUUAUUGUUGAUGAGACCAAAUAUCUAGAACGACAUCCUAAUGCUAUAAACUCCAGAGCUAAGGUAGAUUAUUACCGGAAGAGAAUAGCAACUCAUGUGAUAAGCAUGAUUACACAGAUAAGGAGACACUUGCACUCCUUCCCCCCUUAUCUACGCUGGCUGGGCGUCUCCAUCGUUCAGUACUUCCAGAUCUACCGCGGAGCUACUCAAGAUGAUAUUAACAUAUUUCUGGGAGAGCUGUUCUUUACCCGGAUGCUGUUCUACCCUUUCCUGCAACCGCAGAUAUACCUAUCUAGCAAAAUCGAGGUUUCAGAUCUAGGCCGGCACAACCUACUUCAAGUAACGUACACAUUCCGAGAGGCGUUCCUCACGGAACUAGGAGUUCCUUCCUCUUCUGCUAGACAGAAAUACUCCUCAGUCCUUCCUUUUAUCGGCAACCAUAGUUCGGAGAUGGUGUUACUGUUAGAAGAGUUGGUGGAUGUUCCCUACAGUUCCACAGUUAUACCGACAAUAGACAUUCCCGUCCAGAGAAGUGCUGUACUUAUCACUGAGCGGGACCUCCGCUACAUUAUAAAUCUGCUAAUGGAGGUAUUAGCAAGUGGUAAGUUUCAACCGGAGGAGAAGGAGAUGUUAGCUACAGCCUUGUCUCUCUUACCUGUGGAGCCCUGUAGUCGACUCAGCGCUAAGAAACCUGGCAGGAAGAUAAGUCAGGCCAGUCAAGGAGACAAGAACACUAAAAGGAACAGACCCACAUUACCAGACAACUUUACCUUUGAAGAGGAAGUGUUAGUGUUCCCUCUUCCUGGUGUUGCUACUGAUAAAGUUAAAACGGAGGCAGAGGUGCUGGGUAAGAAUAUAGACCGUGAAGAAGAGAGGUUGUUUGAUGAGCGUAAGAUGAGCGUGUUGCUAACUAGUGACCAUCCUCUUACUGCUGACUCAGAGCAAACUGCUCAGGAGGACAUCAAGGGGAGAUUACUACAAGACUUUGACCUGCUGUUCCACAACCCUUCAAUGCAGUUGCAAGACCAGGAGUCCUUCACUCCAGACGGUGUUAGUCUCUCCUCCGCUAACUCCUACGAUAGUCUGGACAGACAACCUGAGUGUGGAAGUGUAGAUAAUGUUCAUCUCUCUACACUAACAGAACAAAGUAACACAGAGGGAGACAGUGCAACCUUGCAACCUGGAGAGAGUCUUUAUGGAGAGGAGAGUACAGGAGAGGAAGUGAGGACCCCUGUUGUGGAACAGAACGCCUUUAAUCUGGACAACUUUGAAACUUCCACAUCUGACUCUGCUAUAGCUGCUAUCACAGAUGUCCAGUCCACAACCUCAAUUAAUGCUAUAUUAGAUACAGGUUCAGUAGAUAACAGAUCUACAAUACUACGAGUCAACAUGAACAACAAAACAGGAGGCUUCUUCUACGAGCCUAGUCCCAGUCUUACUGAUAGUGGUAUACACGAGGGGUCCCUUCUUCGUAACAGCAGCCAUUGUAGUCUCAGCCGGUUGAGUGGUACAAAUCUACAGGGACUCUCAAUAUCAGAACAUGAGCUACCUAUUGAUAUCAUCUCAUCGGAGUAUGUGUAUCAGAACCAGAACGUACAACCAGCAAUGAGCGAAGAUCAGAUUCUGCAGAACGCCAUCAACAAACUGAAGAUAGCAUUCUCCCUCUUUCCUCACUUUUACAAGUCCUAUUACCCUAAGAUAGGUGUAUCUGCUCCUGCUACUACUAUUGAUCUUAUCAGUUUAUCACCCUCAUCGGGAGUGUCAGCAUUAGUUGUUGAUGAUGACGUCACCUCCGAGCACAAGCAGCUACUAGAAUACCUUCACAGUGAGUACUCAGAUGCAGGUGUACACAACAGUAAAAACUCUGUACAAAUUGAACAAGCUAUAAUUGCACUCAAGCAAAUACCUCCUAGAUUAUUACCGACUGUACUAUCAAAGUUAGAAGAGUACAAUACGGAACAAUCCGACUACAUCCACUACCUGAUAGAGCGGAAGUGUGAACUGAUGAGAGCUAAGGAGUUCCUAGCUAGGGUGCAAGCUGCUGUGGAGAUUAAACACGACCUCUUCUUUCAAACACUGUCUACACUAGUUAUUAGUAGCUUCCUCAAGACCUUUGAUGAUCAGAUCAAAGAAUAUCGUCGUCGUUUUAAAGAACUUGUGAUGGCUGACGAGAAGGCGGAGGUAUAUGACGAGUUUAUUGACUUUGUUAGUGAGAAGAUGAAUGACGAUUUCGCUAUUCAAACCCUAGCAAUAAACCACGCGGGUUGUGACGAGAGAGAAUGUGUAUCUAACGACUGCACUGCAAUGGAGAACCACAGAACUGAAGUUCUGAGACAAGCUGAGAUUGGGUUCUUUAACGCAGUCUUCUCUUCCGCUUUCUUACCAAACGGAGAGGCUCAGAGGCAAAAAGACAAUGUGUUCCGGGAGAGUCUAGGAGAGCUAAGAUCGGCAGCAACACUUGAUCACCCUGACAUACAAAUCCCCGCAAAGUACCACAACGAGGCUCCCUGGUUACCUGCUCAGCGGCAUCUUGCUCUUCUCCCUGCUCAUAAGAGCCCAAGUGGAAAGCUGACGUGUAUAAUGAACUGUGUGUUCACGAUAUUCAAGUUGCUGUUUGUGGGGGCUAGUGGGCUGACUAUACUGGAGGGGCGUACUGACGACAGUGCUGUUCCAGGAGCGGAUGAUCUGUUACCUGUCCUGAUCUACGUUAUAAUCCACGCUAAUCCUCCCAACCUCCUCUCUACUAUAGACUAUAUAGACAACUUCACUCCUAGAGGAAUCACCGGACAGGAUCAGUACAUGUUGAUGCAGUUUAGGGGAGCUACAGAGUUCAUAAAGUCCAUGUUACACAAGAACCCUAGAGUAGUACGGUGAGGAGGAGCUACACAAGAACCCUAGUAACCACUUAGUAACCACUUAGUUACCACUGAUAACCACUGGUAACGCUAGAGUAGUACGGCGAGGAGGAGCUACACAGUUACACAAGAAUAUACUUUUUACAGUCUGCACUCUAUAGCAUCACCUUUCUGUAGACAAACCUGUGGUCACUUCUUCUACACAGAAUAUUUAAGUUUACAUGUGCAUUAACCUGGAAACAUGAACCCAUUAGGUUUUUAAUUCAUUGAAUCGUUGUCUGGUUCGAUUGUAUCAAAUUUGUAACCUUCUGGGUUGGAUUAGUGUUAGCAUGUGUGUAUGUAAAUUGGAAAAUACCUUUAGGACUUGGUUAUGAGAAUGCAUGAUUUUGUAGAUCACGGUGUAAUGAUAAGUAAGUAGUAUGUUGAAAUUUGCGGAGGAAAUAUGUUGAGACCCCCAAUUUGUUUGAUACUCUGGGCUAUUAUUAAAUUUCAUGUGUUAUCAAGGGUAAUGUAUCGUACUUCAAUGUUAAGUUUUGAUGAUUUAAAUUGAAUGUGUACUUUCCUCAAAAAUAUGAAGCUGGAUGAAUUUUAUUAAUUUAUGUUUGUGUUUGUUACCGUAAUUGUUGACACUAUUUUCUAA
Bolinopsis microptera is the source of this 4194-nucleotide messenger RNA. Its product is annotated as GTPase-activating protein and VPS9 domain-containing protein 1-like. The record is from RefSeq and is a predicted model, not a curated record. Gene Ontology annotation, molecular function: guanyl-nucleotide exchange factor activity; small GTPase binding. Bases 67 to 3573 code for a protein of 1168 amino acids. Gene Ontology annotation, cellular component: endocytic vesicle; cytosol. The transcript has 29 exons. Gene Ontology annotation, biological process: vesicle-mediated transport. NCBI's taxonomy places the organism in Eukaryota, Metazoa, Ctenophora, Tentaculata, Lobata, Bolinopsidae.